Molecule: messenger RNA, 849 nt
Organism: Ilyonectria robusta
Lineage: Eukaryota; Fungi; Ascomycota; Sordariomycetes; Hypocreales; Nectriaceae
Exons: 2
Coding region: 1-849 (282 amino acids)
Source: RefSeq, a predicted model, not a curated record
AUGGUUCGAUUGCGCGUUUCUUCAAGACACUUGAUCCUCGCUUCACCAGUCUUUCGAAAAAUGCUGGAGGGACCGUGGGUGGAAUCGCAUGCUUGCCACGGCCGAUUACGUGAGAUCUCGGUGGGUGAAUGGGAUCUAGAAGCCUUCAUAAUCGUCCUGGACAUCAUCCAUGGUCACCAUCGACUUGUCCCGAGGUCCCUCAGAUUAGCGAUGCUCGCCAAGGUAGCCGUCAUUGUGGAUUACUAUGACUGCGUCGAAGUGGUCGAAGUCUUUUGGGACUACUGGCUCAAGGGGUUAAAGAAAGAUCUUCCAACGUCAUAUGGAAGCGAGUCCCUACUUGUAUUGCUCGUAUCUUGGGUUUUUUCUGCAGUCGACAUAUUCGAAAAAAUGACAGAGCUUGCCGUUCGACACUCGAAGUGCCUAAUCAAGGUGGCAGAUCUCCCAAUUCCAGGAGAGAUACUUGACUCAAUUGAUCAGAGCCGGCAAAUCUCCGUUAGUCGGACUUUUUCAGCACUCUAUACCUUGCUUGACUCUCUCACCCAUGAGAAAGCAGGCUAUUGUUUUGAGUGUUCAUCCAUGCUUCUCGGUUCAUUGACUAUUGAAUCGAACAAACAUGAAAUUCUGAGCCCCCGAGCCAGAGCACCAUUCUCUGGCUACAGCGUGACCGCUGUCCAGACAAUUGUGUCUAAGAUCCGAAGCCCUACCUGGCUGUUACAGAGAAACUACUCCUCAUAUUGCGAAUCAUAUGAGUCUUGCGACCUCUCUAAACAAAUUAACCCGACUAUAGACACGGUCGACAGGGGACUCAGGGGACUCAAAUUAGGAGAUUACCAGCAUCGUAGCAAGUAG